Erythranthe guttata (spotted monkey flower) is the source of this 1824-nucleotide messenger RNA. Lineage: Eukaryota; Viridiplantae; Streptophyta; Magnoliopsida; Lamiales; Phrymaceae. The record is from RefSeq and is a predicted model, not a curated record.
UUUUCUUUAGGCGGCCGACCAGAAAUUGUUUUUCCCCUUUUUAUGCAACUCGCUGGAAAACCUUCAAAUACUAUAUACAUACAAAUCUCUCUCUCUCUCCGAUUUGCGUCGGAUUAUUUUUUUCCUCCUCCGAUCAAUAGCGCUGCAAUUGAUCGAUUCAGUUCUUUAUUGAUCAGGUAAGGCACGGUAUCGAAAUCCUAAAAAUUAGGUCUGUAUAUAUUUUCCGAUUUGGGGGUUUCGAUAGUGCGUCUUGUGGGGGUCAAUUUGUUUUUUUUUUUUUUUUUUGUUUGGCAGCUCAUCCAAUAAUUUGUAAGUGGGUAAUUGUAGGCAGCAAACAUACUCGGCAUUAGGCUAUGGAUAAAGGAAAAGAGCCAGGGUUAUUUGUUAACGACGGAUCAUUCAUGGAGAGGUUCAAACAACUACAGCAGGAGAAGGAGAAGAAGGGUGAGCCGUUGGAGAAAUCUAGGUCGGGCUCAAGUACGUUGAUAACUUCAACUCCCAAGGCUGUCAUUAGCAACACGACCAUCAAUAUUAAGGCUAACGGCCCUCGCAAAACGACUCAACCUCCUUCGGGUGGAAAACUUGCUUUCAGUUUGAAACAAAAAUCAAAACUUGUUGCACCCCCUGUUAAGUUUGGUGAAGACGAAGAUGAAGCUGAAGGGUAUGCUGGUAAUUCCACAGAUGGCGGGCCGGUAAAGCGGCCGAAGCUGGACCAGCUUGGUGCUUCUAAUCAGGCAUCUAAGCGAGUAGAUAUUGCACCACCUUCCCCAAGUGAUUCUACAGUGAAGAACGUUGCAGACAAAUUGGCAAUUUUUGUGGCCAAGAAUGGAAGGCAGAUUGAGUAUGUAACACGUCAAAAAAACCCUGGAGACACCCCCUUCAAAUUUUUGUUUGACGAUAGUUGUCCAGAUUACAAGUAUUAUGAGUACCGACUUAGUGAGGAGCAGAAGGCUUUGUCGCUAACCAAGGAUUCUCAAACACCACAAAGUGGCACUACGACUCCUAAUCCAGCAUCUGGUGCUCAGAGAUCACAGCGUCAGCACUUAAAAUAUCAAACUCCUGCCUCAGCUUUAUAUGAUGCCACAGAGACUAUAGGAUCUUCGCAUGCAUUAUCACAAACAAGUGCAAGAUAUGGUGAAUCAAGUGGCCCAUCUGGUUCAGACCCUAUAGCUAUGAUGGAAUACUACAUGAAGAAAGCUGCACGAGAAGAGAAACAGAGGCCUCAUAGAUCCUCAAAGGAUGAGAUGCCUCCACCUGCUUCCCUCCAAGGUCCUAUGAAGAAAGGGCAUCACAUGGGCGAUUAUAUUCCUCCCGAAGAGCUCGAGAAGUUCUUGGCUACCUGUAAUGAUGUAUCUGCCCAGAAAUUUGUAAAUGAGUAUGCGGAUAAAGCAAAAAUUCAAGCUGAUAACGUUGGCCACAAACUCUUAUCCAAAAUGGGUUGGAAGGAAGGUGAAGGACUAGGGAUGAAAAGCAGCGGAAUAGCGGCUCCAAUAACGGCAGGGGAUGUGAAAAAAGAUCACCUGGGUGUUGGUGCACAUGCUCCAGGUGAGGUCACACCCGAUGACGAUAUUUACGAUCAGUACAAAAAAAGGAUGAUGCUUGGUUAUCGUCACAGACCCAAUCCUCUGAACAAUCCAAGGAAAUCUUACUACUGAGAGCGUUUCGAACAGGUGUCGUGUUUGGGAUCAUCAGUGAUCGUUGUAGUUGAAGUUUCUUGUUUUUCUUUUUCGUUUCGCAAAUAUACUUAUCUUCUGGAACUAUUGCCGAGAAAUCAAAUCAACUUUGUAUUACAUGAAUCAUAUUUAUAUUUGUCUCCAAUUUGAG